Messenger RNA from Tachysurus fulvidraco (yellow catfish), 1602 nucleotides. RefSeq names its product leukocyte elastase inhibitor-like. Gene Ontology annotation, biological process: negative regulation of endopeptidase activity. Bases 166 to 1386 code for a protein of 406 amino acids. The transcript has 8 exons. Gene Ontology annotation, molecular function: serine-type endopeptidase inhibitor activity. Lineage: Eukaryota; Metazoa; Chordata; Actinopteri; Siluriformes; Bagridae. The record is from RefSeq and is a predicted model, not a curated record.
GUUGCAUGACUUUUCCAAACACAUGACGUCAUUUCCUGGUUUGCCUCCAGAGAGGUGGGGCACUGAUAUAUUACUUACAGUCUCACACACACACUCACACUGAGGAACACUGCGUUUGAUCAGACACUUGGUUCCUUGACAGUGCAGGAGCAGAAGUUUUGCAAAAUGCAGUCACUUUCAACGGCAAACAACAAUUUUGCCCUUCACCUGUUCCAGAAGAUCAAGGAAGACAACAAGACCACCAAUAUCUUCUACUCUCCUCUCAGCAUCUCUUCUGCACUGGCCAUGGUGUCUCUAGGAGCUGCAGGAAACACAGCAACUCAGAUGUCUGAGGUCUUGUGCUUCAACAAAGCAGGGACGUUUGCACAACAAACUCAGAAGUUCCAGUUACCAGCGGCUUUACAAAAGACUCUUCACCACCUCACAGCCAAUUAUGAUAUGCAUGUCCGCUUCAACAAACUGAUGAGUGAACUGAACAAAGCAGGAACUCCAUAUACCCUCAGCCUGGCCAAUAGGCUUUAUGGAGAGCAGACCUACCAAUUUGUGGAGAAAUUUCUGAGUGACACAAAAACACACUACAAUGCAGAGCUGGAAAGUGUUGACUUUAAAUCUAAUUUUGAAGCUUCACGUGUCAAAAUUAAUAACUGGGUGGAGAAACAAACAAAAGAUAAGAUCAAGAACUUGCUGGCACAAGGAGUACUUGACAAUUUGACUAGACUUGUCUUGGUCAAUGCCAUCUAUUUCAAGUGCAACUGGGAGAAGCAGUUUAAGCUACAGGGAACAAAGGAGCUUCCUUUCAGGUUAAACAAGAAAGCAACUAAACCAGUGCCAAUGAUGAAUCAGAAGGCAAGGUUUCCCCUGGCAUUUAUUCCUGAGACGCAGUGUAAGAUUCUUGAAAUGCCGUAUGUGGGCCAGGAGCUCAGCAUGCUAAUUAUGCUACCUAUUGAGAUUGAAGAUGAUACCACUGGCCUUGAGUUGCUAGAGAAACGUCUCACCUAUGAGAAGUUCAUGGAGUGGACACGGCCCGAUAUGAUGGACACUGUGGAGGUGCAAGUGUCUCUACCACGGUUCAAACUGGAGCAAACCUAUGACCUGAAGAAGCUCCUCAUCAGCAUGGGCAUGGUAGAUGCCUUUGACCCACGCAAGUGUGAUUUUUCAGGCAUGUCUCCUUGCGAUGAUUUGGUGCUCUCCAAAGUGGUGCAUAAGUCUUUUGUAGAUGUAACCGAGGAAGGCACCGAAGCAGCUGCAGCUACUGCAGCCGUCAUGAUGAUGCGUUGUGCCAUGCUUCCACCAGAGCGCUUUGUGGCUGACCAUCCCUUCCUCUUUUUCAUUCAACACAAACCAACCCGAAGCAUUCUCUUCUGUGGCCGCUACAGCUCACCUUAAAUUGCCUAACUUGCAGAUAGGCAGAUUGGUUACACUAAAAUUUUCCCAUGUGUGAACGAGUAUUCUCUUCUGUGGCCGCAUUAGCUCUCCUUAAAGUGCCUGGUGCUCAGAAGUGCAUAUUAUACAUCUAUGUUUUCAUUUGACAUCAUGUAUACACAAAAAUACCAAAUACAUAUCUCUAAAAGUGACUUGGAAAUAAACAUGUUCUUCAAAUUA